AUGAUCUUAGUGAACAUUAGUAUAGCAUAUCACCCGGGCCUAACGUCAAAGGACGCCUCUCUGUCCUACGACCCGGACGCUCCUUUGGGGGAGAUCCAGAGCGAUGUGGUGUUCCGUGAAGGACAGACCUCCGGAGGCCACGCCACCUACACUCCACGACUCAUCGCAAUGGACCUCAAAGGGAGUCUUCGAACGCUCCGACAGGAAGGAAGUCUGUACGACCCUGGGAAAGACACAUCUGCAGCGUCAUGGGAGGGAAAUCUCAUGUUGCACAAAGAAAGUCCUCCAUCAAAGAACCCUUUCCUGGAGGAUCUGGACACUAUUGAUAAAGGAGAGAUUUUAGCAGAAUCAGACUCCUCCUUCUCUCCCCCACACUGCUCUGCCGCAGCAGUGACUGUGGACUCGGUGAACACUCAGCUCUCCAAACUUCAGAAAAGCUACAGACUCGAGGGCAGCGUCCGAGUCUGGUCCGACUUCCUGCGGAUCCACCUCCACCCGAGAACCAUCUCUGUGGUCCACCAGUACAACCACGACGGAGAGGCCCAUCGUCUGGAGGCGUUCGCUCAGGGAGAGUCUCUGCUGCAGGGACCGGUGCUGGAGGAUCUGGAAGACCGUCUGCACUUCUUUGUGGAAGAGUGUGAUUAUCUACAGGGGUUCCAGGUGUUCUGUGAUCUGGCAGACGGGUUUUCAGGCCUGGGGUCGAAGGUCACAGAGCUGCUCCAGGACUCCUACAGUGGGCGGGGCAUACUCACGUGGGGGCUGGCACCUGUCAAUCACCCAAACUCAACUCGGAUGAAGGACCUGUACCACCUGCUGAACUCUGCCCUGGGCUCGGUGCACUUGUCCGGUCACAGCUCCAUGUUCUGUCCCAUGACGCUGCGGGGGGGUCUGGGUUUAAGGCCCACUGCACCUGUGUCCUUCCCCUUCCUCAGCUAUGAUCCCAGUCUGUGGUACCACUCCAGUGCAGUUCUGGCUUUGGCCCUGGACGCCAUCACUGCGCCUUACAGACUGCGGACCAACAGCGCCACCAUGUGGCAGCUGUCAGACACUCUGACUGUUGCAGGGAGGAAGGUCGUCUCUGCGUACGGGGCCGUCCCAUUUCCCAUGAUGCACGGCGGCUCUCUGCCCGACGCCCUCAGCCCCUUCUCCAAGUCGUUACCGUGGAAACCUCUGUCGUCGUGUCCGGAGGCGGGAGACGGGCGAUGCUUCGGGCAGUGGGCGACUCUGAAAGGCUUCGAGGGACAGAGGCUCGUCAGUUCUCUGGCCCCUGGGAACCCUCCUCCUUCUGCUCUGCACUCUCUUCACAGCGGAGAGGACGUCCUGGGGUCUUACCUCAGCUCCUUCUACCCCAACUCUCCACUGGCUCUGCAGCUUGUGUCCAGUCCCAGUAAACUCACGGCUCCGUUUCCUCAGAUGUUUGACCCGAGGCUUGAUACAAAUGGACUUUUACACGGUCAGACUCCACAGACAGGAACGUCCGUGGCGCCCGUGGCCUCUGCUCCGGUCCUGACCUCGCUCCAGUCCAGCCCUGGUCUGGGGUCGUGGCUGUCGGACCUGCACCGUACCGUGAGCUCCCUGGACGUCCGGCGCGUGGCCCCCAGCUUCCUGUGCCAGGGGCUGGAGGAGGGAGACUACAGCGAGGCCCUGGAGCAGCUCAAGCUUCUGUCCCGGUGUUACCGUGACGACAGCGGCGGCGCUACACGCUCUUCUUCCGAGGACGACGACGACGACUGA
Molecule: messenger RNA, 1734 nt
Organism: Knipowitschia caucasica
Lineage: Eukaryota; Metazoa; Chordata; Actinopteri; Gobiiformes; Gobiidae
Source: the annotation of a GenBank genome assembly